Molecule: messenger RNA, 990 nt
Organism: Diaporthe amygdali
Lineage: Eukaryota; Fungi; Ascomycota; Sordariomycetes; Diaporthales; Diaporthaceae
Exons: 2
Coding region: 1-990 (329 amino acids)
Molecular function (GO): hydrolase activity
Source: RefSeq, a predicted model, not a curated record
AUGUUGUCGCCGAAAGCCGCCGCCAUCUUCAACCUCGCCCUGCUCGCGUCCGCCGCCCCCAGCAAGCGCCAAUCCACCGGUUCCGGGGCCUGCACAGACCUGCACAUCUUCCUCGCCCGUGGAUGGAACGAGGAUUACCCCGGCCGCCAACAGUCUCUUGUAGACGCCGCCUGCAACGGGGUCUCCAGCUGUGACUACGAGGACAUUACCUUUGACGCAACCAACGCGAAUGGCUACCCUGCCUCGGUCGAGCAGGGUCGCUCUUCUGGCGUCUCCCAGAUCAAGGCAUAUAACCAGCGAUGCCCCGACGCCAAGAUUGCUCUGAGCGGUUACAGCGAAGGCGCAGCCAUUGUCGGGAACGUGCUGGCCGACUCGGGGCUGACGCCCAGUUCUGUGCCUGGAGACAAGGUCUGCGCCGCACUGCUCUUCGGAGACCCGAACCAUGUUGCGGAUCAGAGCUACAACGUCCAGGCCGGCUCGGCAUACAGCGCGCAGGGCCCGCGCUCCGGCGCGUCGCUCGAGCACCUCAACGCCUUCUCCUCGGUGCUGCGGUCCUACUGUAACGGCGAGGACUCACUCUGCGCCUACGGCGACGGCACGAGGCCCAUGGGCGAGAACGCGCACACCAACUACUUCCAGCUGUACUCAGGUGAUGCGGGCAGCUUCAUCCAGGAGAAGUGUGCCGCUGGCUCAUCCGGUGGUGGCGGCGGCUCGACCACGCCGCCGCCGUCUGGCUCGGUCUGUGUUGCUGGAAAGGUGAAGGAGGGCCUGUCUGAGAACUACUCUGGCCUGUGCUCGUUUGCCUGCUCGAAUGGGUACUGCCCUGAUGGCGUGUGCGAGUGUACCGAGUUCGGCACGCAGGCUGGCUCGGGUGACGGAAGUGGACAGGAUGGCUGCCCGGCUCCCGGGCUGGAUGACAGCUACAAAGGGCUUUGCAGCUUUAGUUGCAGCCAUGGAUACUGCCCUUCUGGUGCUUGCCAGCACUGCUAG